Psylliodes chrysocephalus is the source of this 6921-nucleotide messenger RNA. Lineage: Eukaryota; Metazoa; Arthropoda; Insecta; Coleoptera; Chrysomelidae. The record is from the annotation of a GenBank genome assembly.
AACGUAGACAGUAUGUCAUUUUGAGUUGAGUUGGGUUAUAAAACUGUCAGUCAAAAUGUUAAUAAACAAAAUGGAAGUGUGAUAAAAAUAUUGGGCAAUACUUAGGAAUUUAUUUGUUUAUAAUUUAGUUAGUAUGUCUAUAUAAACAAUAAAGUUGCAAUGGAUAUUCUCCCAGAAGGGGUUAAUACCUCCUUUAAGAAGGGCCCAGGCCUCUAUGAGUUUCUCAUAGAAGCAGAACUUCAGCAGUACUUCAAUAGCUUCAAAAAUACUCUAAAGAUUACUCAUCCCUCACAGCUGAAAUUCACUACAGAAGGAGAUCUUAUUGAAAUAGGCAUGUCUAAGCCAGAAAUGAGGAGACUUCGGAAAUACUAUGAAAAACAUUUUCCUCACAAUUAUUUGUCAAAAUUUAAAAAAUUAUUAACUCAUAGAAAACAGGAGAGUACUGUAAAUGAUGUUGCUCUAUUAAAUAACACUGAUUCUAUGACUCUGUCUAAAGCUCCUAGAGUUUCCAGUAAACAUAUUAUACCUUCCUCAAGUAUUACUAUUAACAAGGAGUUAGGGAUGGGAGAAUUUGGAGUUGUUCAACAAGGAGUUUGGUGUAAUGAAGGGGAAAGAAUUCAAGUUGCAAUAAAAUGUCUAUCUCGAGACAGGAUGCAGAGCAACAUGGUGGAAUUUUUAAAAGAGGCUUCUAUAAUGCACAACAUCGACCACCCGAACAUCGUACGUUUUUUUGGAGUCGUGUUACCGAAUAUAGAGGGUAGUCUUAUGCUGGUAACGGAAUUGGCACCGCUGCGGUCUCUUUUGGAGUGCCUUAAGGAACCAUCUUUAAGGUCUAGCUUUCCUGUUCUCACCCUAUGUGAUUUUGCUUAUCAGGUCUGUGACGGCAUGCAAUAUUUGGAGGCGAAUAGACUGAUUCAUAGAGAUUUAGCUGCCCGUAAUAUUCUCGUGUUUUCCAAAAAUAAAGUAAAAAUAUCAGAUUUCGGUCUGAGCCGCGCUCUCGGCCAAGGCAAGGACUAUUACCAGACGAAUUUCAAUGUAAACCUGAAACUGCCCAUUGCAUGGUGCGCCCCAGAAUGUAUUAGUUAUUUACGUUUUACUACGGCAAGCGAUGUAUGGGCGUUCGGAGUUACGCUUUGGGAGAUGUUUUCUUAUGGAUUUCAACCAUGGGCUGCGCUUACGGGCCAGCAAAUAUUAGAGGCAAUAGACGAACCCAAUUUCCAAAGAUUGGAACAGCCAGACUGUUGUCCAUUGGAUCACUACAACCUAAUGUUGGAUUGUUGGCGGCACGAGGCUGCCUCAAGGCCUCGCUUUGCCGAUAUUGGACCAAUUUUGGCCGAUUCCAGACCUGAACAAGUCCAGGCUAAAAUCUCAUCAAAUGAAGGUCCGCACGUGUUAAGUUACAGGGUAGGAGAUGUGAUAACCGUAUUAGAUAAGAAAACUCAUCAACCUUUAUGGAAGGGAGCGACUGCGAGUGGCAAGACCGGUCUUUUUGACCCCGUCAAUGUGGUUGCCUAUCUCGGCAGCGAUCUUCCGAGUUCCUCGUUUUUGCGUUCGGAUAGCACUAGAUCUUCGGCGCGAAGAAAGUUGCGCAGCGAAAUGAUUAGUGCUCCACAGGGUGAUUUUAAGCACACAGGUCAUGUAGGAUUAGAUGGAGCUUAUUUCGGCGAUCUCAGCUGGAUGGAUGGAUCUAAAGGAAAUUACGGUACUCUCCCCACUCAGGUCGUAGCCCCUUACCGACCGCACAAAGACUUAGAAGCCGCCCCGCUUUUGGAUAGCGAUCUGGUACCGGCACCCGCGCCGCUUCAAGAUCACGAGUACCACGAAAUCAGCGACGAGGAAAACAUCCACAGCCCCAGUUUAGAUCUGGGUCCCUCCCUGUUGGCCGAAAUGGAGAUGAUGUUUAGCUCGUUGGGUACCCAAAACCAUUCUUUGGAUCACGAGGGUUCCAAUAGGAGUAAUGAACUUAGGGAGAAAUUGAACUCCAAGCCAAGGAAGCAGGCGACCGUCAAGCCCAUUUCGGCGAACGAUCAGAAGACACUCGACACUGCGAUCGCCAUUGCUAAUGAGAUAACUUCGAGAUCAAUGUCCGCACCAGCACCAACGACUCCCGCAUCGCCGAAUAAGAAAAAGUUUAGUUUUAAAUUUCCCUCCGUGCAUGAUCACGAUAAGCACAAUGAAAGAAGAAACUAUUCUGAAGAAGCACUGUCGACUUCUGAUUUGCAGUCCAAAGUUACGCAAGAGGCGCAAAUGGCUUAUGAAGGACUCGUGGAGAGCCCAGCUCAUGACGUUUCACAGUUGAUGGUAACCAAUCCUCUACGAAUUUUAAGGUCAGGGCAACCUAUAAUUAAUACCCGAAGUAGAUCUUCAAGUUUGGUCAGUACUCUUCCACCAAAAAUGGGAAGUUUGGUUAGGAGUUCAAUUCCAGACAACCUUCACGGCAGACAAGAAUUUUCUCACGCUACAUUACCUCGUCAACGACCACCUUCUCAUUCUUUUAUCUCUUCGGUACACAAUUUUCCCAGCCGGGACGAAAACCCCAUCCCCUUACCGCCUAGAGAUAAAAACAAAGCACUUCUUGCCGCCAAACCUCGCCACACCAGAAAACAUCCCCUUAUAAUUCCUCCUACUAGCCUUCAAAGAACUUUGGAUAAAGUCAACACCGUUUCGCCUCCCCCUUCCAAUGAUAUCAAUCCUUUCCAAAGAUCGGAGCCCGUGUACACCAACAAUGUUGUCAAUAUGGUUAAAAAUCCUGAAUCGCAACAUUUCGAGGAGCAGAUCGAGUCCAACUUGAAUGCAUUGGAUGAGAUACCAGCAGAACAUGAUGUUGUUGAUGGCGAGGAUGGGUUUGUAGGUUUAAAGGGAGAAGAUGAAAAGAUUCACAGUCACCAUGUGAGUUGCGAGGAUUUACUAAAAUUCGCAAAUUCCAAACCGCCUUCGAGAACAAGAGGAAAUGAUUCCGACGAGGUUAGGAUUAUGUCCAAAGUGUUAGGAAAAGAUGUAACCACAGAAAAAUGUCUGCUGGCCCUCGAUCAAUCCGAUUGGGACGUAAUGAAGGCUAUAAAAAUUCUCAAAUUACAAAACGUGGUCAGCGCCGAUUUGCCCAUGUGUUUCAGAGGCUUGGAAAACACAUCAUGGGACAUAACCAAAGCCGCUCAAUGGAUUUUGCAACAAGAUGAAGUAACUCAAGUAUAGAAAUAACCGAUUUUAAGCUUGAACUAGAUUGUGAUGAAUUAGAGAAGGUUCAUAAGUGUGUUGUUUGCAAAUUUUAGUUUUUUUAAUAUGCAGUCUUCUCUAGUACAUCAAAGUCUGUUGAAUAUGUGUUCUAAAACCUUCAAAGUGGCUCAUUUUUAUUAACAAGGGCAUUAGCAAUUUGUCAAAAUUUAAAAGACGUUGAAAAUGAUCUUUUGUUAAAGCCAUCAUCUUGGAAAAGAAAUACUGUAUCUCGAAUAACUAUGUUUUCUUAAGGCAAGUCUAUUCUGGUAACAUAAUAUACAUAAAUAACUGAAACCGCCAAACAAAAUUCAGUCAGCUAUGGCUAUUAGACUGACUAUACAAAAGGGUGAGUAAUUUAUUAAGAAUAAGGCCUGAACAAAAUUUAAAAUCGCUUGAAAUCAGUUACUCAUGUUAAGAUUCUAUUCAGCACUACAACUACAUUGCAUUAAGAUAAAAAUAUUUGUUCUCUUUUUGAAAUUACUUUGAAUAAUUAAAUUAUGGAAGCCAUUUUCUACGGUUGUAAUGUGAAAUAUGCAGAAACCCUAUUUUUUUCAAUACUGUGAACUGUCAGAUGCACAAAUAUAUUAAUUUAACUACUUAGUUCAAAAAUAGGGACCAGGUGGCAUAUACAUUACAUUUAAAAAAUAUAGGUGGCAUUUGUUAGAUAAUUAUAUAUUAUUUCUGCACUUUAUUACAUAAUUAAUAUAGUUCCUAAAAAUGACAGUUGCAAACUGCAUUUAACUUGUACUUAGUUUUACUUGUUUGAACAGGGUAUAUAGUGUAAUAUUCACAGCUAUAGUAACUUAGUGCCAUACUAAUACAUAUUUCUAAAAAAAAUAUGUACAUAUUUGAACUAAUCGAAAGGUUUUAGGAUGCAUAAUACUCAAACCGGCAAGUGUAUGUUUCUGAUUGUUAAAAACUUACUAAUUAGUUUCGUUAUUUUAAAAACAAGGACACAACACUGAGAAAUCUUGCGUUUUUAAGUAAUGUUACCUUAAGGAAGAGGUGAAAGAAAUAUACAAAAAAAAUGAGGAAUUUAGACAGGUUUGUGACUUUUGUUACAAGUGGCCAAACAAUGCAGGAAUCGUAGGUCAUUUCUCAAUAUACAAACUUAUAUUAUGCGGUACCAACGAUUUAAGUACUUCCCCAGUGUCUGGAUAACAAAGUUCUGCAUGUACCUUUCUCUUACUACUACUAAUAGUACUGUGGGUUACAUUGUUGUACUAUUGAAGAAAUCAUAGCUUUGUUUUGUUUAAAUCUGCCUAACGCUCUGUUUUCCUACGGAUUCAGCAGUAGUUCAAAUACUUUCUGAUAUUUCUUCUGAUCUUUUCAAUGUUUAUGUUUGUUUUGGAGAUGCAAGAUCGUCCAGGACGCGAAUCGUCUGCAAUCACUUCUCGCCCUUCGUUGAUUAUUCAAAAACCUGAAGGCGUGAUAAACACUCAUCUCCAUAUAUAAUUCUUUUAUUAAAGAAUACUUUUUUGUGACGAAUUUUCCGAGGUUCAUAAAGAAUUUUACAUUGACACGUUGCUUUCCUUGAACACAUGAAGAUAUUUCCUUCGAAACACGGACAGAUCAACUUCAAAAAAAGGCCACGACUCAAGCGGAGCGCAACCUUUACAAUGAUAAAAAUAGAAAGAUGUCUUGUUCCGUUUGACCUUCACGCUUGCGCUGGUUUUUUUCUAGCUACAUCUCGUAGUUCUAAGUCGUUUUAUUCGACAACAAUAACAAACACACUGUGACAUCUGUCACACAAUGGCACUAUUGGUAGCUUCGGUAACUUCUGUGUGCAGUGUUGGUUUUAGUUAAUUAAAAUAACGAAACUGAAAUGUAAUUGCAGUUUCAAAGAAAUAUCCACAGCAGCAUUGUCAUGGAUGACGUGCAUCGGAAAUUUCUUUGCAACUACUACUAUUGUUAACAAUGAACUGAAACUAAAAGUUAAAUAAGGUUUAUUCCAGCAUCAAUUAUUGACAGUUUCUGUCACAUGCACAUGUAUUAUUAGAAAACUCACUGUAAACAAUCUAGUAUACAUACAUGUUAUAGUUAGUUUCUAACUGCAGGUGGAAUAAACUUAUUGAUGUUUACAAAUGAUUUUAAACCAGAUGAUGUACGGAAUAUAUUAUGUCCUAAUUGUUUGGAUUAAACCGUGGAUUUGCUUUUCAAAGUUGUUUCAAAGAGAUGGUAGAAUGAAGUGAGCUAUUUGGAAUACAUGUUUUUAUAAUAAUUGAACCACAUACAUAUUAAAAUUAUGUGAUAAAAGAUAAUUAUAGUCAAUUUAUCAAGGCCUCCCGUAAGUAUAAUGCUUCCAGAAAUAAUUCUUAUUUUGUAUCAUUUUUUGGUUUAAUAACAUCAAGUAUUGACAUUUGAAUAAAAAAAUACUAAAGAUAAAAAUAAUUCGUGUACCAUCCAUUCAUAAUUUUGAUAUAGGUAAGUCAAUUUGAAAAAUCCGUAGAUAAUUUAUAUGGUAUCGUAAAUACAAAAAAAUAUCCCUAUUUCAUGUAGUUCAAUAAAAUAUUUACUACUAAAUAAGUUGAAAGAAUUGGUUACUGGAAGCAUGUAGAAAAUUGUAAUGAUUGGCUUUGCCGGUACAUUAUAAGAAUUUUCGACACAUAUUUAUCAAAACCUAUAAUUAUUAUUAAACGAGUUUCUAUCUCUCUUUAUAAUUAAGGGUAAAAAUGACCAAAAAAAGCAAAAAACUAGUUUAAAAAAUCAUUAACAUAUUUCUAAUGGUAUUACUAUCUGUUAUGAGGGUCUUUGGACUAUAAUAUUUUCAGUAUUAUUUUCGUAUUUAUACUUGCAAAAAAACAGUUCAUUCCAAAAAAAGAGCCAAAGCAAUAUAGAGACUUCUUUUAUUUUCUUGUUUACCAAAAAUGUUUUUUAUUGUGAAAAAGACUUCAUGGAACUUGGGUUCGUCUAUUUAUAUUUAGGUAUUUAAAAAGACCGUCAGAACAGAUUCUUUAAUUUACUGUAUCAAAUACAGUGAUAAUUAUAUUUUAAGUUUGAUUUAAAAUAAAAUUGUUAAUUAUUAAGAGAAAUUUUUCUGCCAUUCAUUUUAUAGUACGUUUAAAAUUUUACUUCUGCAGAAUUAUUUAUUAUUAUUGAGUUUAUUAUUGGUAUGUUUAUAAUAUUGGUGUUCAGAUUGUGAGAUCUGUGAAAUUAUCUAAUUUAAAACGCUGGGAAAUUUGAAUUUAGAAAAUAUGGUUUUAAAAUUUACCCUUUAGAGGAGUUUCUUUUAAUAAUCAGGAAUUAGUCAUAAUUACUUUUUAAUUGCUUGAUAUAAUUAAUAUAACCUUUCAAAAAUAUUGUGAAAUUAUUUUUAAAAAAUCUGAACUAAUAUAAAGAUGGAUAUAUUUAUUUUCCUCUUUUAAAUAAUGUAAACUGCUCUUAUUUUCAAUGGUUCUAAACCAUUUAAAAAUGCUAAAUUUUUGCAAAAAAUUGUAAAAAAAUUAAAUUUUCAUUAUUUAUACAUUUGUAAUUGCAGUUUCAACUUGUUCUUGUAGCAAUUUUACAAUGUUUACCAUUAGAAAUAAGAAUCUAAAAGCUUGGAUAAAUAUUUUUAAAGUAAAAAAAAAUAAUAAUAAACAGCGGAUGUCCCAUCAGCUCAAACUCAAGUGUAAUAAUUUCUGGUUGUGUUUAAGUUUUCUUUUGGAUUAAAAUUUUUAUUUAUUAUCUUGCCAAUAUAUUUAUAUUAUCGAUUUUUUUUUUAAUUUC